AUGUAACUUAGAAAGGAAAGAAUACAUUAUCAUGGAAAAACCAAUAAAGAUCUGAAGUAAGAAAUAAAUGAAAUAUUAUAGACAAAUAUAAAAGUUUGUAGAGAGUGGAGAUUUAUCUGAUAUAGAGAGACCAAGGAUACAAUCAUUAAAUAGCUCAAAUAGGAAGAACUUUCCUCAAUUACUAGAAAGUAGAAGAAAAAUGAUGUCUAGUUUUGUAGAUCCAAUUGUUGAGACAAAGAACUUUACAACAAAGAAAUAUGAACAUCAUGAUAUUGGUUAUCCUAGGUAAGCACAUUUAGAAGAGAAAUAAUUAAGAAAAAGAGCAUUCUGUGGAGAUUCAAAUACAUUAUAUAACAGGAAGGAGAUAUCAAGAUUAGCUGAUAGAGAUGAAGAAUAAUAUUUAGGAGAUAAAGUUAAAUUGGCAAAUUAAAAGAUUGAAGAGAAUGCAAAAGGAAUACAAGAAACUUAAUUAGUAGGAUUAGAAAAUAAAAUUACAUUGGAUGGGAAGGUAGAUCUUGAAAAGGUGAGAGAUAUUAAAAGAUCUAUUAGAAGAAGAUAUGCUAAUAGGAAGAACUUUUAAAAAAUAUUUAAUUCAUGGGAUGAAGAUGCAAAUGGAGCUAUAAGUGUUAAGAACUUAUACAAUAUGGUAAAUAAAAUGGGAAUCAAUAUUAAUUAAGAUGAAGCAAAAGUAUUAUUAGCUAGUGCAGAUAAGGAUGGUUCAAAUGAUUUAGGAAUGGAUGAAUUUAUGGAUCUUAUAUUUAAUGAUAAAGAUAUAUUAAAUGUAGAUUUUAAAUAAUUAGAUACAAAUUAAAAUAAUACUAUCAAUAUUUUAAUUUAAGAUGCUUAAUAGGCUUAUCAAAGAAAACAUCAUAAUUAAAUUAAUAUUAUGCUUAAAAAUAGAGUAUUAUUGUUCAUAUUAACUAUUAUUAGUAAAUUAAAUUAGGUUAGUGGUUAUUGGAAGCCGAUGAAAAAUAAGAAGGUUAUUUAAGUUAGAAGAAAUUUGAAGAAGUUAUCCAAAAAUUGAGAAUUGAUGAAAAAAUCUUGAGUAAUGAUGACAUUAAAGAAAUGGCUAAUAAUUUUAAAUAAAAUAAUCAAUCUAUUGAUUAUAAAUAAUUUAUUAACCAUUUAAAAUAGUUUUAAUUAAAAGAAGAAGUUUAUGUAAAUAUAUUAAAGCUAUUGAUCAGGAUGAUCCAUAUGCUAUCAAAGAAUAGGUUCAUUUGAUUAAACAUAAAUAAGAAUAAAAACAAAAGUAUUAUAUAUAUAAUAUAAAUAAUUAGAAUUAAUGCAUUUGAUCCAACAAAAGUGAAUGGAUGGCAUUUAGAAAGAAUGAGAUAUCGAGCUAACAAUAUGAUUAAUAAAUUGAAGAAGUAUCUACCUGAAAAAGAGAAUUUUUAAGAGUACUUGUAAGAAAAGCUAAAUGGAGAAACAAUUAAUCAAAAGGAAUUUAAUCAAAUUGUCGUCCAAUUUUUAAAUAGUGUUAAUGAAACUCAUCAUUAAUUUGAUAUUGAGUCAUUACUUAGUGUUGUCUAAUUCAAUCAAUAUAAAACAUAAUCUAAAGCUGAAAUUCUUAGAAUUAUUUAUGAGUAUACGUAUUAUUUACUUCUAGAGAAAAUGAUGAUGAAUUUUUUGAAAGAGCUUAAUAAUAGAUCAGAUAACCUCCUCCUCCAAAAGAGAAAGCUAUCAUAUAAGGAUUAAAGCUAAAUGAUAUUCAAGAUGAUGACCAAUUAGAUAAUACAAAAAUAAUGUAUUACAAUAAAGAAUGUGGAUUGUCUAUGAAUUUACCUAAUAUCAACAAAUAAGUUUAAGCUGUUUUGAAAAAAGUGGAUGAUAAAAUAUUUAAUAAGAGAGAAAGAUAAUUAAAGAUUUUCAAAGAAUUUGAUAUUGAUUAAGAUGGUUAUGUUUCGUAAGUUGAUAUGUAGCAAAGAAUGAAACAUAUUUUGACAUAGGAUGAAAUAGGAUUACUAAUUUAAUAUCUUGAUCCAGAAAAUAAAGGAUUUAAUAAUUUUACCGAAUUUUCAUAAAAAAUAAGAAAUGGUAUGACCAUUUUAGAUGAAAAUGGAACAUAAUUAAUUAAUGUAAAUACAUAACCAAGCAAAACUACUAUAGUAGCAGCUAGCUCAUUUUUACCUGAAUUACAGAAAUCUAUUGAUGAAUUUAAGAGACCCUUUAUUGCCUCAAAGAAUAGAUCGGAUUAUAAGCCUUCUACAAGAUAUGGAGCUACACCUUAUCUCAAAGAUACAUUUGCUAAUAUUGUUCCAUUAGAAAAGAGUGGCUUAUGGGCAUCUGCUGAAUAAAGAUUCAAUAAAAAUAGAGAAGAGUAUUUAUAGGAUGAAAAGAAGUUGAAAGAAUAUAGAUAAGAUUAAAAAAUGGAGAGGAUAAGAAGUUAUCAAAAAGAAAUAAGGGAAAGAAUCAAAUCAUAAGAUGAUAGAUGUAAAUGA
Messenger RNA from Paramecium sonneborni, 2438 nucleotides. The record is from the annotation of a GenBank genome assembly. Lineage: Eukaryota; Ciliophora; Oligohymenophorea; Peniculida; Parameciidae.